Anneissia japonica is the source of this 795-nucleotide messenger RNA. Its product is annotated as G-protein coupled receptor GRL101-like. Gene Ontology annotation, molecular function: G protein-coupled receptor activity. Bases 1 to 795 code for a protein of 264 amino acids. Gene Ontology annotation, cellular component: membrane. The record is from RefSeq and is a predicted model, not a curated record. Gene Ontology annotation, biological process: G protein-coupled receptor signaling pathway. NCBI's taxonomy places the organism in Eukaryota, Metazoa, Echinodermata, Crinoidea, Comatulida, Comatulidae. The transcript has a single exon.
AUGGCGGUUUACAUGAUAAUCAUAGCAGGAGUGGAUCUUUACUACAGGGGGGUGUACGCGACGUUUGCAGAGGUUUGGAAAACCAGUUUCCUUUGCAGUUUCGCCGGCUCUAUCGCCACAUUAUCAAGCGAAUGCUCGGUAUUCAUCUUGAUGCUUAUGAGUGUUGAUCGUGCAAUUAUGAUAGUUUAUCCGUACAGUAGCAUUCGACUCAAUCGCAAAAAUUGCAUUAAAAUUGUCGGUAUUGCCUGGGCGGUCGUUAUUUUUAUCAGUUUCCUCCCAAUGUUCAACCAUAUAAGCUUCAUCAACAUACCGUACUUCGGAGGUAACUACUAUGGACGGCAAAGUGUUUGUCUGGCACUACCGCUGACAAGAGACCGAUUACCAGGCUGGGAAUACGCCAUAUCGAUUUUUAUCGCCUUCAACCUCUUUGGAUUCGUCGUCAUCGCAGUGAGUUAUAUUUCAAUUUACAUAUGCGUAAAGAGAAAAGCAUCGAGGGUUAAAAGAAGUCGGAGGCGCGCAAGGGAGAUUAAGAUGGCAACCAAGAUGGCAAUGAUCGUCCUAACUGAUUUCUGUUGCUGGUUUCCGAUUAUCUUGAUGGGAAUUGGAUCCGAAGUUGGUGCAUGGAAACUCCCAGCCGACAUAUAUGCCUGGUCAGCGACCUUUAUUUUGCCUAUUAACUCCUCUCUCAACCCAUACCUUUAUACAAUCGCUUAUAAGUGUGACAACAAGAAAAAGUCACCGACACAGGUCGCGAUAGAAAUGCGUUCAGUACGGUCCAGACCUUUGCCACCGUAG